AAUACAGCCGGUCGACGGAGUUCAAGCCAUUCGUUUCUGACGACAACUAGCGGAAGAUGAGUGGCCGCGGGAAAGGAGGAAAAGGACUCGGUAAAGGAGGCGCUAAGCGUCACCGUAAAGUCCUCCGUGAUAACAUCCAGGGCAUCACCAAGCCCGCCAUCCGCCGUCUGGCUCGCCGCGGCGGAGUGAAGCGUAUCUCCGGUCUGAUCUACGAGGAGACCCGCGGUGUGCUGAAGGUGUUCCUGGAGAACGUGAUCCGUGACGCCGUCACCUACACCGAGCACGCCAAGAGGAAGACUGUGACCGCCAUGGAUGUGGUGUACGCUCUGAAGAGGCAGGGCCGCACUCUGUACGGCUUCGGAGGUUAAACCUGAUCUGGAGAAACAACAACAACACAACGGCUCUUUUAAGAGCCACC
Molecule: messenger RNA, 418 nt
Organism: Perca fluviatilis (European perch)
Lineage: Eukaryota; Metazoa; Chordata; Actinopteri; Perciformes; Percidae
Product: histone H4
Exons: 1
Coding region: 57-368 (103 amino acids)
Biological process (GO): nucleosome assembly
Cellular component (GO): nucleosome
Molecular function (GO): DNA binding; protein heterodimerization activity; structural constituent of chromatin
Source: RefSeq, a predicted model, not a curated record